AACCUCUAUAAAUACUACUACUACCCCUUCUCCCUUCAUAGAUCAUAUGUCCACAGGCAACUCAGUUCACUCCGAACUUUCUAGUUUGAGAAAGAAAGAGAAGACCUUUCUCCCCAUAAACAAGUACUACUACCACAAUCUGUAUUUCAACCUUUCCUUGAUCCUUUCUCAUUUGUUUAGCCAAUUAUAAGACACCAUAUAACUAACUAAUUAAGCUAUAUUUUUUUUCUGACACCAAGUACACCUCUCUCUCUUCAAUAUAUUUCUUUACUAUUGCUACAUAUUGCAUCUAUCAUUCUUCAAAAAGAAGAGGAGGAAGACGAGGAGGAAGAAGAGGAGGAGGAGGAGGAGGAGGAGGAGGAAGAAGAAGAAGACCACGAAAAAAGAAAAAAAAUAGUGUUGGUAGAGAGAAUCAAGGUUAAUAUCAUGCAGAUUUCACUUUCAGUGUGCAAAGAAGUUUAUCUGAACUUUCCGGCCAGUCCGAGCAUGACCGACUCAUUCAACCGUUGGCAACGGAAAGUAAAGGUCGUGGUAGUGAUGGGGGCCACCGGUACAGGAAAAUCAAGACUCUCGAUCGAUUUGGCAACCCUGUUCCACUCCGAGGUCGUAAACUCGGACAAAAUGCAAGUUUAUCAUGGACUGGAUAUCACUACGAAUAAAGUUACAGAUGAAGAACAGUGCGGAGUUCCGCACCAUUUACUAGGCAUCAUCGACCCCGAUUCCGACUUCACGGCUACCGACUUCAGCCAUUUUGCUUCCUUAGCAGCUGGUUCGAUUGCGUCUCGUGACCGGCUCCCAAUCAUCGUUGGGGGCUCGAAUUCAUAUAUCGAAUCAUUGGUGGACGACGAAGAACUCGAGUUCCGUUCGAAUUUCGAGUGUUGCUUCCUCUGGGUGGACGUAUCGCUGCCGGUUCUUAACUCUUUCGUAUCAACUAGAGUUGAUCAGAUGAUCGAACUUGGAUUGAUCGAUGAAGUCAGAAAGAUAUUCGAUCCUAAAGCGGACUAUAACAGGGGGAUAAGACGCGCAAUUGGGGUCCCCGAGCUGGACCGUUUCUUACGAGCCGAAUCUAGUGGCGCAGAUUACGAAACGCGCGCACGAUUACUCGAGGCAGCCAUAAAUGAGAUCAAGGCUAACACCUGCAAAUUAGCUGCUCGUCAGUUGGAAAAGAUCCGACGGCUAAGUUCACUUCCGGGAUGGAACAUACACCGUCUAGAUGCAACGGAGGCUUUCAUAAAGAGCGGUAGAGAAUCCGAUGAAGCAUGGGAUAAUCUUGUAGCUGGACCUAGUUCGACAAUCGUCAGACGUUUCCUUUACGCCGAUCAGCAUCGAACGACCCCAAUUAAAUCGAAACCCGGCAUGAUUCCGUCGGCAAUUCCCGCGGCUGUGAUGGGUGCUGCUGUUGCAGCCGUGGGUCGUUGAGAUAAACAGACAACUGUAAUUCGGAGACCCCCGUUGGAAUCGUUGCUUAUUCUCCCCAAAAAAAUAAAAAAGAGAAAAAUAAUGAACAGCAGUACUGCAGUAACUUAAAGGUUACUGGUGCCGGUGAGACCACCGUUUUGAACGGAUUAUGACGAACCUACCAAAAAAAAAAAAGAAAGUUACGUAUGUAUAGAGAGUAGUCUAUAUUCUAUUCAUAUAUGAGCUUGUUGUUUCA
Molecule: messenger RNA, 1654 nt
Organism: Papaver somniferum (opium poppy)
Lineage: Eukaryota; Viridiplantae; Streptophyta; Magnoliopsida; Ranunculales; Papaveraceae
Product: adenylate isopentenyltransferase 5, chloroplastic-like
Exons: 2
Coding region: 427-1419 (330 amino acids)
Biological process (GO): tRNA modification; cytokinin biosynthetic process
Cellular component (GO): mitochondrion
Molecular function (GO): tRNA dimethylallyltransferase activity
Source: RefSeq, a predicted model, not a curated record